Lathyrus sativus (Indian pea) is the source of this 2277-nucleotide messenger RNA. The record is from the annotation of a GenBank genome assembly. Lineage: Eukaryota; Viridiplantae; Streptophyta; Magnoliopsida; Fabales; Fabaceae.
AUGAAAACGAAAUCAACCGAACUGAAUCAAUUUCGAGAAGAAAUGGAAUCGGAGGAAGAGAAUGACGAUAACAAUAGCAACAACAGAAUCAUCAUCAAUAACAAUAAUAAUAACGGAAACAAGUUAGCAAUGUGGGAGACUAUUUUCAGAAACCAUAGCAACUCUUUGAAAUCUCUCUUCCACCGCAAACCUGACAUCGCCGCCGCUGAUGAUGCCGUCAAUUCUCCCAAACCUAUUCCUCAACUCUCUCACAUCGCCAACUCCGUCGUCUCUCGCUGUUCCAAGAUUCUUGGAGUUUCUACGGAUGAAUUACAACAUGCGUUCGAUUCGGAGCUUCCUCUCGGAGUGAAAGAGCUUCUAACAUACGCUAGAAACCUUGUGGAAUUUUGUUCGUUCAAAGCGCUUCAGAAAUUGAGUAGAAACUCCGAUUAUUUGAGCGAUGCGGCUUUCCGCCGUUUGGCGUUUGACGUGAUGCUUGCUUGGGAAGCUCCCAGCGUUCACACUGAGCAACUCACAGCGGAAACUCCUACUAGUAAAGAUGAAACCGCCGGUGAUGAGGAUGAUGCUUCCUUUUUUUAUUCAAGUUCCACUAAUAUGGCACUUCAGGUUGAUGAUAAGAAGACAGUUGGCCGUGAGGCUUUUUUACGUAUAGCUCCUGUUUGUGUUCUUGUUGCUGAUAUAAUAACUGUCCACAACCUUUUUGAUGCGCUCACCAAUACUUCGGGUCGUAGACUCCAUUUUCUUGUUUAUGAUAAAUACAUAAGAUCCCUUGAUAAGAUUGUCAAAAAUUCUAAAAAUGCUCUGUCCAGUAGUUCUCUUGGAAAUCUUCAACUUGCUGAAGACGAGAUAGUCCUUGAUGUUGAUGGGACAAUUCCAACACAGCCAGUUCUUCAACAUAUUGGAAUUGCUGCCUGGCCUGGGCGCUUGACCCUGACCAAUUAUGCUCUCUACUUUGAGUCACUUGGAGUCGGUGUGUAUGAGAAAGCUGUUCGAUAUGAUCUGGCCGCAGACAUGAAACAGGUUAUAAAGCCUGACUUGACCGGACCCCUUGGUGCUCGCCUAUUUGAUAAAGCUGUGAUGUACAAGUCAACUUCUGUAGCAGAGCCUGUUUACUUUGAAUUCCCUGAAUUUAAAGCAAACUUGCGUCGUGAUUACUGGUUGGACAUAAGUCUGGAGAUCCUACGUGCACAUAUGUUUGUCAGGAAAUUCGGCCAUAAAGAUACACAGAAAUCAGAAAUACUUGCCAGGGCUAGUCUGGGCAUCUUCCGCUUUCGCGCACUAAAAGAAUCUUUCAAAUUUUUCUCAUCCAACUACAAAACGUUACUUACUUUUAACCUAGCUAAAGCUCUUCCUCGGGGAGAUAUGAUCUUGAAAACCCUUUCAAAUAGCCUAAUGAAUUUAACUGCUAUUUCUGGUAAACAACAUAUUCCAUCGAAUGUCGAAACAAAAAAGCAACUGACAGUGUCUCCAGCAGCAGUUGUGGCACUCUUCUGUCUUGGGUUCAAAUCAAAAAUAACAGUUGAUAACUAUGAGGAAACAAAUGUUGUUUGUGAUAUCCGAGUUGGUGAGAUAAAUCCGUUGGAAAUGGCAGUUAAACAAUCCCUUAAGGACACUGGAAAAGCAGAAGCUGCACAGGCAACCGUAGAUCAAGUGAAGGUGGAGGGCAUCGAUACAAAUGUUGCAGUUAUGAAGGAACUACUAUUCCCAGUCAUUGAAUCUGCUAACCGACUAAAACUUUUGGCCUCGUGGAAAGACUUCUAUAGAUCAACAGCCUUUUUGAUCCUCAGCUGUUAUUUAAUUAUAAGGGGGUGGAUCCAGUACUUAUUGCCGUCCAUUUUUCUGUUCAUUGCAAUUAUUAUGCUCUGGCGUAGACAUUUUAGAAAGGGAGGAGCAUUAGAAGCCUUUACAGUAACACCUCCCCCAAAUCGAAAUGCAGUAGAACAGCUGCUGACAUUGCAAGAAGCCAUUACGCAGUUUGAGUCACUGAUUCAAGCUGGAAAUAUUGUUCUACUAAAAGUAAGAGCUCUUCUACUUGCUAUAUUACCGCAGGCUACAGAGAAGGUUGCUCUAUUUCUAGUUUUUCUAGCUGCAGUAUUUGCUUUUAUUCCUCCAAAAUACAUAUUUUUGGUGAUAUUCAUUGAGUGUUACACAAGGGAGAUGCCAUAUAGGAAAGAAAGUAGCAAAAGAUGGAUAAGGCGGAUUAGAGAAUGGUGGAUCAGAAUACCUGCUGCUCCCGUUGAACUCGUUAAGCCUGAUGAGAGCAAGAAAAGAAAAUGA